Messenger RNA from Scleropages formosus (Asian bonytongue), 3997 nucleotides. RefSeq names its product transient receptor potential cation channel subfamily M member 1-like. The transcript is spliced from 20 exons. The record is from RefSeq and is a predicted model, not a curated record. Gene Ontology annotation, biological process: monoatomic cation transmembrane transport; metal ion transport; protein tetramerization. Lineage: Eukaryota; Metazoa; Chordata; Actinopteri; Osteoglossiformes; Osteoglossidae. The coding region runs from base 166 to 3936 and encodes 1256 amino acids. Gene Ontology annotation, cellular component: plasma membrane. Gene Ontology annotation, molecular function: calcium channel activity.
GUGGUGGUCUGUGAUGGCAGCGGGCGUGCCUCUGACAUCAUUUCAUUUGCACACAAGUACUCGGAGGAUGGAGGGGUGAUCAGUGACAGUGCAAAGGACCAACUGCUAGUGACCAUUCAGAAGACAUUCAACUACAACCGCACCCAGGCCCAGCAGAUCUUCCUCAUGAUUGCUGAAUGCAUGAAAAAGAGGGAACUUAUAACAGUUUUCCGCACGGGUUCAGAGGGUCAGCAGGACAUCGAAAUGUCCAUACUCACAGCUUUACUCAAAGGCACCAAUGCAUCAGCCGCCGACCAGCUGAGCCUUGCACUGGCUUGGAACAGAGUGGACAUUGCCCGCAGUCAGAUCUUCGUCUAUGGACACCACUGGCCUCCUGCCAGCGCCCUGUCUGCCACCACUGUUGCCCCUCCACCUCCAGAGGCCAGGAGGAGUUCCGCGGCAGGUCUUCGUGGCAGCAAGGGCAAGGCCAGGGGCAAGAGGGGUCGGGGGAGGAAGGCCAAACCUGAGCCACCAGAAGAGACCGACCCUCGCAAACUGGAACUGCUAAACUGGGUCAACUCCUUGGAGCAGGCCAUGAUGGACGCACUGGUGCUGGACCGAGUGGACUUUGUCAAGCUGCUCAUAGAGAACGGGGUCAACAUCCACCACUUCCUUACCAUACCCCGGCUUGAAGAGCUUUACAACACGAAACUAGGGCCGGCUAACACGCUGCAUUUUGUAGUCAGGGAUGUUAAAAAGGGAAAUCUCCCACCAGAUUAUCAGAUCACCCUGAUAGACAUAGGACUGGUGCUGGAGUUUCUCAUGGGUGGAGCUUAUCGCUGUAACUACACCAGGAAGAGCUUCCGAACACUUUACAACAAUUUGUACGGACUGAAACGGCCCAAAGCAUUAAAACUCUUGGGAAUGGAGGAUGAUGAGCCACGUCCAAAAGGAAAGAAGAAAAUAAAGAAGAGGGAAGAGGAAAUCGAUAUUGAUAUAGAUGACCCUGAGGUCAGUCGUUUCCAGUACCCUUUCCACGAGCUCAUGAUGUGGGCCGUGCUGAUGAAGCGUCAGAAGAUGGCCCUCUUCCUCUGGCAGAGGGGGGAGGAGGCAAUGGCCAAGGCCCUGGUGGCCUGCAAGCUCUACAAGGCCAUGGCCCAUGAGUCCUCUCGCAGUGAGCUGGUGGAUGACAUCUCCCAAGACCUCGACAACCACUCAAAGGAGUUUGGGCAGUUGGCCUAUGACCUGCUGGAGCAGUCCUACAAGCAUGACGAGCAGGUGGCCAUGAAGCUGCUCACAUAUGAGCUGAAGAACUGGAGCAACUCCACCUGUCUGAAACUGGCAGUGGCAGCCAAACAUCGUGACUUCAUUGCUCACACGUGCAGUCAGAUGCUGCUCACUGAUAUGUGGAUGGGCUGCCUUAGGUUUGGCAAAAACCCUGGCCUUAAGGCGAUUCUUGGCAUCAUUUUUCCACCUAUGAUUCUCUUCUUGGACUUUCGUAUCGGAGAGGACAGCUCUUCUCAAGUCACAGCAAACACAGAGGAGGGGAAAGAUAAGGAAGAUGACAACAGAUCCAGCAAGGACGGAAAUGUUGACACGGUAUCUAGGAAAGAGGAUGAGGAGGAAGGUGACAGCAAGCAUAAGAGAAUUCCCAUUGGUUUGAAGAUUUAUGAGUUCUACAAUGCUCCUUUCACCAAGUUCUGGUUCAACACAAUUUCCUACCUUUUGUACUUGAUGCUGUACAACUACAUCAUCCUGGUCAAGAUGGAGCGCUGGCCUUCCUUACAGGAGUGGAUCGUCAUCUCCUACAUCAUCACCCUGGGACUGGAGAAGGUCCGACAGAUCCUCAUGUCAGAACCCGGCAAACUGAGGCUGAAGAUCAACGUGUGGCUAGAGGAGUACUGGAACAUCACAGACCUGGUGGCCAUCUCUACCUUUCUGUUGGGCUUGCUGCUCCGGCUGCAGAAUGAACCUUACAUGGGAUACGGCCGGGUCAUUUACUGUGUGGACAUCAUCUUCUGGUACAUCCGAGUGCUGGACAUCUUUGGCGUCAACAAGUAUCUGGGGCCAUACGUCAUGAUGAUUGGUAAAAUGAUGAUCGACAUGUUGUACUUUGUGGUCAUCAUGCUGGUGGUGCUCAUGAGCUUUGGUGUGGCGAGACAGGCCAUCCUGCACCCUGACGAGGAGCUCACCUGGCGUCUUGCACGCAACAUCUUCUACAUGCCCUACUGGAUGAUCUACGGAGAGGUGUUUGCGGACUCCAUAGAUCCUCCAUGUGGUGAAAACAUGUAUGAUGAAGAUGGGAAAAAACUCCCUCCCUGCAUUCCUGGUGCCUGGCUCACUCCCGCCAUCAUGGCCUGCUACUUACUGGUCGCUAAUAUUCUUCUUGUGAAUUUACUCAUCGCUGUCUUCAACAACACCUUCUUCGAAGUGAAGUCCAUAUCCAAUCAGAUAUGGAAGUUUCAGCGAUACCAGCUUAUCAUGACUUUCAACGACCGGCCUGUGCUUCCUCCACCCCUCAUCAUCCUCAGCCACAUCUACAUUCUUCUCAAGCACAUUUGCUGUCGUUGCAGAAGAAAACAAGAAGGGGAACUGGAUGAAAGGGAUCGAGGACUAAAACUUGUCCUGAACGCAGAAGAGUUAAAGAAUCUGUAUGAGUUUGAAGAGCAGUGUCUAGAGGAGUAUUUUCGGGAGAAGGAGGACGAACAACAGUCAUCUAAUGACGAGCGCAUCAGGGUGACAUCUGAAAGGGUUGAGAACAUGGCAAUGCGCUUGGAGGAGGUCAAUGAGCGGGAACACUCCAUGAAGGCAUCCCUGCAGACUGUGGACCUGCGCUUGGCCCAGCUGGAGGAGUUCUCCGGCCGGAUGAUGAAUGCGCUGGAGAAGUUGGCGGGCUUGGAAAAGUCGGAGUUGAUCCCCAUACGCACUGGGAUUUCUUCUGCAUGUGAGCCACCCAGCUUGCUGCGACACAGCAGCAUCAACAGUGCUGAUGGCUACAGCCUGUACCGCUACCACCUGGAAGCUGACGACCGUGCCCAGGAGGAGCGGGAGAGAGAAAGUAGUGAGAGGAGGAGUCUUCUGGCCCCAGAGCGACAGAGCAGUCUCCACCAGACAUCUAGCUCAGCUUCCAUCUGUCCCAGGGAGUAUGGGCAGACCCUGGAGGUCAUCAUGCCAACAGAGAGAAAGCGGCCCACCUCUUGUGUGGAUAUUUUGAUCUCCCCAUGUGACCAGGAGGGUGAUGGCCCCUCUGUACACACACGCACACUAAAGUUCACUGAGCGCGUCGAGCCAACAGUGGACACCAUGAUUACCAAGGCAGGCUUAAAGAAAAAGGCAAAACUGGAGGCAACUGUGUCCUACCCUCUUGAGAGGUCCAAAUCCCUGCGGUAUUACCCCUCUGAGUCCAUCAGCGAGUCACCUUCUUCAGUUAUGAAGGCCACCAGCAGCAUCAUCUUCACGCCAGCUGAGGGAGCAGAUGAAGCCAGCUGGGCCAGGGACUACAGCACCUUCAUGGAGCAGGUGACAAAAUCCAUGUCGUCAGGCCGCUGGACAGGUUGCUUCGAAUACAAGGUGCAUCCCAGCGUCUUUGGUCGCAUACCUAAAGUGUCUGUGGUUCGAGGCCCUGGGAUGGUGGAGGCAGCCAAGGAGAAAAUGCUGAUGGCAGGCCCAUACUCAGUCGAGGACCAGCCCAAAACAAGGGGUAAAGAACCACAAGUGAAAAAGGACACUGACCACUUGUUUGUGGCAGAGGACAGAGUAUACCCAUCUCUCAGGUCAAAAAGUCUGAAUGCCAAUCCCAGGAAGAUGAAAGCUGUGGAAGACAACAUGGAGAAGCCCAAAGCAGCCAGCAGUGUGAGAAACAUUUUGGGGGCAUGUGACAACUUGAGCGAUGAACAAGCAGCAGCUGCAUGGAAGCCUGAGGCCACAGAUACUGCGACGGCUGAAACCGACUGCUGACGGUAGGUAUGGAGGUCCACAGCAUGUGACCCAAAUUCAGUUCUUUUAAAAUAAAAGUCGA